AUGCUCAAGACUUUCUCUCUCACCCUCGCAGCGGUCACGCUCAGCAACGCUGCCCCCGCCAGCGGCUCGGCUCUGCCAACCGUCGACAUCACCGUUUUCGAUCGGCACGCGUGGGUCAACACUACCAUCUGUGGCCCCAUUGAUCUAGUUGGGACGCCCUCACCAGUCUUCACACACUACGACGGCCACGCUGGAAACGUCUCGCUCAAGGAGAUUUCGAGCCCGUCCCAUCGAGAUACCCGACGUCAUCUAACUCCUCACUGCGACCUUCCUGGGCUUUCAAUGGACCCAUUCUCGGUCUUCGCGGUGGCGGAAUCCGCCAUCGGGGCUCUCAGUGCCGUCUACAGAGUCUAUCAGCGCAUAGAAGGCGCGUACGAGAAGAUCGACCAUGCUGGGGAGGAGAUCGGGCUCAACCUGAGCUUCCUGGAGGAACACUUCAAUCAUCCGCGGGCGGAACUGUCCCCGGAGGCACUCAAGCGCGUUAAUACACGUUUGGAAAACGUCCGAGUGGCAGCUGAAGAAGCAACAGACAUCCUCGAGUUGUGGGAGGAUUCGACGGACUGA
Messenger RNA from Diaporthe citri, 564 nucleotides. RefSeq lists its product as uncharacterized. The transcript is spliced from 2 exons. The coding region runs from base 1 to 564 and encodes 187 amino acids. The record is from RefSeq and is a predicted model, not a curated record. NCBI's taxonomy places the organism in Eukaryota, Fungi, Ascomycota, Sordariomycetes, Diaporthales, Diaporthaceae.